UCCAGCAAUGUUGCAGUAAAUCAAAGCGUUGCCUGGAAAGCAACAGAAACCUCCAAAUGUGCAUCUGAGGGGGCGUGUCCCUGCAGGUGAGUGUGACAUCAAAAGAAGAGGAAGAUCAGUGAUGCGCAGAGCCUGUGAGAAUUAGGGGCUUCUUCUUCUUCUUUUGAUAUUUGAAGCGUGACAUAAAGCCCCAACACUGAACUCUGUCUUCAUAAUCAGCUGUGACACCCGGGAGGAACAGUUUUCACUCUCUUUUGACUUGACGACAUCGGACGCAGAAGAUAAAGAACCUUUGGUCUGCAAGAUCCAAAACAUGUUGACGGAGACUCCAGAAUAUGAUUACAGUACAGUGGAAGAUUACUCAUACGAUGAUGGGCUCUGCAACCUCGACCCCAACCCCGUGGAAGUCAUCACCCAAACGUACAUCCACUCCAUCAUCUGUGCCUUCGGCCUGAUUGGCAACGUUCUGGUGAUCGUCACCUACAUAUUCUACAAGAGAACCAAGACGAUGACCGACGUCUAUCUCUACAAUGUAGCCGUGGCGGACCUGCUCUUCGUGGUCGCCCUGCCAUUUAUCAUCUACAACGAGCAGCACAGCUGGUUAAUGGGCUCUGUGGUCUGCAAGAUACUGAGGUCAGCCUACAGUAUCAACCUCUACAGUGGCAUGCUCCUGCUGGCGUGCAUUAGUGGUGACCGCUACGUUGCUAUAGUCCAGGCCAGAAGAUCCUUCGGUGCACGCUCACGCACUCUGCUCUACAGCCGCCUUAUCUGCUCAGUCAUUUGGGUGUUCGCAGUGGCUUUAACUCUGCCCACACUCCUCUACACCGAGCGCUUUGAAGAGCACAGUCUGGGGGCUCAGACCGCCAAUGUCAUGUGUCAGCUGUCUUUCAGCAAGACAGAAACUGCCAAGCUAAUGAAGGUGGUGGUUCCCAGCCUUCAAAUGGCCAUUGGCUUCCUGCUGCCUCUGCUGGUGAUGGUGUUCUGCUACUCCAGCAUCGUGUGCACCUUGCUGAGAGCCAAGAGCAGCCAGAGGCACAAGGCCGUCCGCGUGAUUAUGGCAGUUGUCGUGGUUUUCAUCGUGUGCCACCUCCCCUACAAUGUCACUCUGCUGAACCACACUCUGUCUCUUUUCAAGGAGAGGAGUUGUGAGGCAGAGAAGAUCAAACUCCAAGUGCUGGCCGUCUCCAGGAGCAUAGCGUACUUCCACUGCUGUCUCAAUCCCGUCCUCUAUGCCUUUAUCGGGGUGAAGUUCAGGAGCCACUUCCAGCAAAUAAUGUUGGACUUGUGGUGCUUUAGCAAAAAGUACAUCUACACCGCUUGCUUGUCACGCACGACGUCCGAUAUUUGCAUCUCAGGCCGCAUGUCUUCAGAUGGCUCCAACAACAUGAUGUCAUUCAGUGCAUGACACUGAAGCGGUACAAGCCGUUAGCAAUGCUCAUUAGCAUGGAGCAGCCUCUCAUCUUUCCCAACAAGCUGUUACUUUGCUUUAGCUGUACAUAAGUAGAGGUGAACGCAUCUGUGCAAAAUGUGCUUGAAUAAAACAUGUAGGGUAUUUGAAAUCUACUGAACUCUCAGCAAACAUUAGCAAGUUACCUUCAAUAUAACAUACAAUAAUAUUGUUGAGGUCUUUUUCUCCAAACUGUUUUAAAAGGCACUAAUUAGCAUGUCACUUUCAAUAUGAAUGUAAUUUAUAUGAUCUAAAAUGGAACAUCAACACACAUGAUAAAGUGAAGUACCGCAAAAUCUAUGGUUAAAUACUUAAAUAGAUACUAAGCAAUUACAGGUUGUCAAUGCGAUAUUUAGAGCAGAGGUAUUGCCUCCACGCGGCUCUCAACAUGGUGGCACUGAGCAGGUUUAGGCAACCAACCUACUUGGUUAAGUUUAGGAAAAGAUCAUGUUUUCGGUAAAAAAUGAACCCUUUCUAGCAGAAAGCCAAGAAGGCAAACUUCUUCCAUGUGCAGCCGGCGGUUAGCAGCUAACUUAGCCAACAGUGUACAGACUUGUUAAGCAGGAACAGCACAGGUGUAACCAACAACACAGUGGCUCCAUUCUAUGUAACAGUCCCAGUUAAAUAUCCACAAUACCAUAAUUGUGGGUCCUGGACAAGGAACACCUAAAUGGGACAAGUCAAGUCAAAAUGUCAAAUGUCAAAAUGUCUGCUGUGAGAAACGUCUAUACAAUGUUUUUACAUGGUUUUAUUAUUAGGGCAUUAACAUGGGAAGAAUAUCUGCCGAUUGUUGAGGUAAAAAGAUACAUUCUAUGUCAAUAUCCUUGUUUCCAAAUACUCAGAUGGACAUAACAUUUCACUAUGAUUUCAUAUCGUCUCUCACGUAUUGAGGCACAUGAAAUUACAUGUCAACUACAAUUGUUGAUGUUUUUAGUUAGAUAAUUGAACUGAAAUGUACAUGUUGUUGAUGACAUUAUUCUCUUCAUAUCUGUUAGCUGGCAAGUUUUGAUCCACUUGCAUUUGAUUUCAAUUCCGAAAUCUCUGAUUGAUCUUUACUGUUACAGAAAAAUAAAUAGAAUUUAUUAAUCCCAAAUGAUUAAUUCAUCCCUUGAUUUUGAACAAAUCAUCACAAACAUCUAGAUAUAUUUGUUAAUGAUGUAUUAUACGUAAAAUCUCACCCAAAACCCAUUUUGAAGAAGUUGUGAGUCUUUUUUUGGCGCAUUACCCUUCUUCACUGCUGCUUGUUAUACCAGCUGGACAAAAAGUUAAAUUCUCUGUGAUUAAUAUGAAAAAGAUGAAAUAAGACGGUCUGAGAUGUUUUUUAUUUACACAACACCGUCUACGGCAUAAACCCUACA
Anarrhichthys ocellatus (wolf-eel) is the source of this 2805-nucleotide messenger RNA. It is a transcript of the gene ccr6b, whose product is annotated as chemokine (C-C motif) receptor 6b. NCBI's taxonomy places the organism in Eukaryota, Metazoa, Chordata, Actinopteri, Perciformes, Anarhichadidae. Gene Ontology annotation, molecular function: C-C chemokine binding; C-C chemokine receptor activity. The record is from RefSeq and is a predicted model, not a curated record. Gene Ontology annotation, biological process: immune response; G protein-coupled receptor signaling pathway; cell chemotaxis. Bases 314 to 1405 code for a protein of 363 amino acids. Gene Ontology annotation, cellular component: membrane; external side of plasma membrane. The transcript is spliced from 2 exons.